This is a messenger RNA of Toxorhynchites rutilus septentrionalis, 950 nucleotides long. RefSeq names its product kunitz-type serine protease inhibitor bitisilin-1. Gene Ontology annotation, molecular function: serine-type endopeptidase inhibitor activity. Lineage: Eukaryota; Metazoa; Arthropoda; Insecta; Diptera; Culicidae. The record is from RefSeq and is a predicted model, not a curated record. The transcript has 2 exons. The coding region runs from base 165 to 590 and encodes 141 amino acids.
ACUCAAUAAAACAGAAGAUCGCGUAACGGGCCAAAGUCAGUAUCCAAAGUGGAGUGAAACGGUAAACUCUCAUACCACAAGCGUGAAGGAAAUUGUUUGUUGUUGUUGAAAGCAAGAGUGAAAUUUUCCGAUUAAAGUGUCAGUAUAAAGUGUCGCCGCAAAAGAUGCAAUUUUCAAACAGUGCCCGAUGGAUCGCACUCGGUGUGGCGGUAUCCUUCCUGAUGACCAUCCGCAUCAGUGAUGCGAGGCCACGCGAUGUCUGGGACCAGCUGACCAGUGAGGGUGGAAAAAUGUUCUACAAAAUGUUAGAGUACCUAAGUGAUUACGAUGAAUUCGAUGAUGAAAAUGCGUACAACAAGCGGGAGGGUUCAGCCGCUCUGCUGGCGCCAAGUAACCGAGUAGAUACCGGAAUCAAGGGCGAAAAGUGCAAGCUACCCCAGCGGAAGGGAGUCUGCCGCGCGCUGCUUCCCAGAUGGAGGUACGACCCCGAUUCCAAGACGUGCCACGAGUUCACCUUCGGUGGAUGCGACGGAAACGCCAACAACUUCAUGUCGUACGAAAAAUGCAUGGAAACGUGCAAAGGAGUGUGAUCUGCCAGACAGGGGAACGUUUUUCAUCGUCGAGCUAUUUAACCACAUUUAACCGAGGGAUAAUCUCCAUGAGCGAGAAAAUGGAGAAAGAGAAAAAAAAACAUGAGGUACAAAUAAGAAAAUAAUAUGAGCUGACGAAAAGAGUCAUCAUCCUGUCAUCAUCGACAUUGAACCCAUUGCCCCCACCAAGUGAUACUUUUAAGGCUUUAAGCGGUAACCCCCGAAAUGCGAUUGUUGCCUUCGACAAUUAGUGUUAGCGAGUGAAAGUUUUUGUGCUAAGAAUGUUUAAGAUAUUUAUAAUAUUAUUACGAUACUGAUGGUACUGAUAUAAACGUAAAUAAAACACCCUUUUUUGAAAUU